Messenger RNA from Magallana angulata, 2335 nucleotides. Its product is annotated as ran-binding protein 3-like. The transcript has 16 exons. Gene Ontology annotation, molecular function: GTPase activator activity. Lineage: Eukaryota; Metazoa; Mollusca; Bivalvia; Ostreida; Ostreidae. The record is from RefSeq and is a predicted model, not a curated record. Gene Ontology annotation, cellular component: nuclear pore; cytoplasm. The coding region runs from base 50 to 1603 and encodes 517 amino acids. Gene Ontology annotation, biological process: protein export from nucleus.
ACCGGAAGCCAUAUACGCAGGAAAAGGUAAAGAGCAAGAAAAAAUCAACAUGGCGGAUGUUUAUACGGAUUCAGAUGAUAAAAAGGAAGAUAGUCGGGGACAAAAGGAGCCAUCAGACACAUCACAGACAAAAGAUGGUUCUGGCCCCUUCCAUGGAGUGAUGCCACCAAAUCCAUUUGGGCUCCGCCCCCAACUGAAAUCAGACGUUGUUACCAACUCCUCUCACUACACAUUUAAUACACACCCAGUGUAUAUUGCUCCUAGUAGACUCGGUUCUAGUUCAGUCUUUUCAAAAUCACAAACCUCAAGUGACACAGAUAACAAAGGUCCACAUAAAUCCUCAGUUCUUGCUCCUUCUAAACUGGAUAUGUUGAAUCAAACAGACAGUUCAAGCCCUUCCAAGUCAUUAUUACGCCCCUCACCCCUGUCUUUCUGUGUUCAGAAUUUAAAACAAAAAGAGAGUGAUGUUAAAAGCAAAGAGAAAGAAAAUCAAGAGAAGACGAGCAGUGGUAAUCUAGUGCCUAAUGAAGUCGAAAAUGUUGCUAAUGACCCAGAGGUCAAAGGUGAUUCAGAUGUUAAAGGUGAAGUGGAAAAGAAUAAAGGCAGUGACCCAGAGCCUAAAGCUGGUGUUUUAAGUGACUCUUUUAGUGCUACAAAUGAAGCUACACAGGAGAAUUAUUUUGCUGCUGCACUUACCAAACCAGAUGGAAAAGAAUCUGAAUCUUCUUCAAAAGCAGAUGAAAAAUCGGGGCAGUUUAUUUUUGGUCAGAACUUAACUGAACGUGUUAUGGGUGUGGCAAAGUCUCCAGAGAAAACCAAAGAAGAGUUUGUGUUUGGUCAGAACUUGGAACAGAGGGUAAUAAAAACAGAUCCCAGUGCAGAGGAGCAUAAAGAGGACGAAUCAAAAAGUGAAUGUCUUUCCCCCUCCGAUAAAGCCCUUACACUAGAGGAGUCGGCUCGAGAAUUCCAAGCCAGGAUUGAGAAGCAUGUGGAUUUCAAGGAAGUGGAUGUUGUCACUGGAGAAGAAGGGGAAUCUAAUGUUUUACAGGCUACUGCUAAGUUGUUUGUGUUUGAAUCCCAUGGUCACAACUGGGUGGAGCGAGGCAGGGGAUUGCUGAGACUGAACGAUCUGAUCACGCCCUCACCUACAGAGUUCCAGUCCAGGCUGGUGAUGAGAACUCAUGGCAGCCUGAGAGUAAUCCUUAACACAAAGAUAUGGCCCGGGAUGACCAUAGAGAGAGCUAGUAGUAAGAGUGUAAGAAUCACUGCUACAGACGGGGCCGAGGGCGUCAAAGUCUUCCUUAUUGUGACAAGCCCCAAGGAUACAGAGAACAUUCUGCGAGCUGUAGACUGGAGAAUACAGCAGCUGCGCGUCAGAGAGGACAGUGAUAAACCUCACGCAGAAAAACGCAAGGUUGAUCAAGAUGAGUCCUCAAAUGAAGGAAUUUCCAAAAAGCAAAGACAAGAAAUGCCAGAUGAGGCUUCUUCGACAGGAGGGGGUUUAAAGAGAGAGGAGUCGGAUGGGAGUGUCAUCGGACCAGAGACAGAUGCUUCUUCUACUAGUUCCACCUCAUCAUUAACAUUGAGAUCCGAGUCCGAUUGAAGAGGAAGAUCCAGCAGGGGGGGUAGCCCUAAAAAUCGGGUCACAAAGGUCUUAUACUAGGACUGCUGAGAUGGACAGUCAUAAUACUGUGCAGUGUGUGAAAGUAACAAAGGAAUGUCUCGCCAAAAUACAGACCCACAGAUGUGUUAAAUAUCAAACUGUAUAAUGCUAGAAAUUCCUCAGUGAAGGUUCAACAAUCCUCUAUUCAUUGUCAGGUUAACAUUUGUAUUUCUAAAUCAUACAGAGCUGCACAUAUUGUACUGUGUCUAAAAAUAAUCUCUUAGAAUGUGAGCUGUUCAUCAAAUAAGUGGCUGUAUGUUUUAUUUUGGGAAACAGAAUUACAGGCACUUGAUGUUUAUUAUGUUGUACAUUGACAGAUCUGAUAGAAUGCGGAAAGUUAUUCAUCAUAUUGCCGUUAUGUCAGCAUUGCGUUAUUUUGGACACACAUAGAAUACUGUAAAAGCAUGUCAGCAAAGUUAAGUUAAAUUAUAGUUAUUUUAUUCAAUUUGACAUGCAGAAGUAAAUAGCCAUUCAUAAUUAUUUGUUCACUUUUAGUUUUCUCAUUUUGGUACAUUGUUUUUCUUGUGCUUGAUAUUAACUUUGAAGAGGCAUCCUCUUUUCAUAGUAACACUUCAAGAAAUAUUCUUUUAAGCCUAGGGCAUGUGCAAAUUGAUGUAGAAUUAACAACAUAUUCUAUCAUGCUUUGAAUUAAAUGAAGACAAAUAUGUCAAA